AUGCCACAUGCCGUUCGGCUUCUGAUCUCCCUGGCUGCUGUCGCGCAGCAGGGCGGCGGGUGGUGGCUGCACAGCAACGUCACCAACCAGACUGGGGCGGAUGCCGGGCCUCGGGACGAGUCCAAGCGGGCGCAGCUCCGUGAGUGGGUUGUGUCCCACGCGAAUGUUGGCAGCGACUGGGCUGCUUGGCUCACAUGGCCCGACGCUCAGGGUGUACCGGAGCGGAUGUGGUCGUGGGACAGCGGUUUGUGCAUGGUCCUCGACACUGCAGUGAGUUUCAUCGGCUGGAUGCUGUUCGGGAACUCGUGGCCAGGCGUGAGGACGGGCUGCCAGCGCAUCUUCCGACUCUUGGCAUUGCUGCUGCUGUGCAUGGGUGCCCACUACCUGUGGGCUUUGUGCUGGCCGGUGCUGUCGCUGAUCUCGGUGGUCGUGAUGGGGGUCGUAUGGCUAGUGAGGGCCAUCGUCCGCAAGCUUGGGACGUUGGUCUACUGGGCUCAGCAGGCGGCUGGGGGCGUGCCUGAAGCCUCUGACGCCGAGUUCUUGGGCCCGGGUACGGGAAGGAUUCCCGAAACCGCGGACCUCCGAGCCUUCAAGAAGGUCGGUGGCGCUGACAAGUGGAUCCUGGUUCGUCGCGGCGGGCAUGUGGCGGUCUUCAAGGCGGGCAGCGACUCCCAGACGAUCAGAACGCCCGGCUUGUUUGUCCCUGUCGAGCCGGACACGAUGCGGGGCGACAAGGAGAUUGUGGAGGCGUGCCAGGGUUACGACAAGAUUCAUCUUUGCCGCAACCUGGUGUGCAACGAGGAGGGCCAGCACUUCAAGGAGUACGGCGUGGCUCGCGAUUUCGACGGCGAGCGCUUCCAUCUCAAGAACGCGGAGCUCGGCGCAGCCAAAGCGGGUCGAGCUUUGUGGUCAUGGUUGUGGGCGUCACCGGCCAGGCCCCCUAAACCGCUGAAGGAGUUCGGAUCCGAGUCGGAGACCGAGCCAGCCAAGGCGUGUGGUGCUCACCGUGUUGCCUGGGCCGAUCUUGCCGGGGAUUGCAGCUUAGCGACCCAGCCUUGCCGGAUGCCGGGCACCACCUUCUGUGACCUGCUCUUUGAGGACCGGUUUGAUGAUUUGGGUCGUGUAGAUCUUUGCCCUCAGCAUGCUUUGGACUACGAACGACGGCGGCGACCUCAGCAGUGCCAUCACAACGGUUGUGCUCAUGUGGGAAUUCUGGGCGAGUCUGGCGAUGGUGUUCGUCGGUCCGAAAGCCGAGCUCUCGCAGACGCUCGCCGGCUCGCCCUCCUCAGCCUGUACAAGACGAUCCGGAGGAACCUGAGCUACCGCCACGAGGUCAUGACGGUAAAGUCAGAAGGCGGUGAGCCAGAGAAGCGAGUGAGGGGAAGUUCGCCGGGCCGCACGCCGCGGUCGAGCAUCCAGAAGAAUUUGGCGAAGUUGGGCUUGCUGGACUCACCGGCCAAGGAACAUCCCCUCCCUGUGCUUGAGGAGUUCUUCAACCAGUAUGCUGAGGGGCGCGAUGCUGGGCUAUCAGAGGAGGACGUGAGAGUGAGCAUCGCCGCUGAGCGGGGCCAGACGCUGAAGGAGGUGACUAAGGAGCUGGUGCGGGCGGCCAUUGUGGAGCAGGAGAAGGGGCAGCGUGGCCUCACCAAGUUCUUGAAGGCCUGGCAGAAGCCCUCAUCGACACGGGGCUCUUCGCCAGCCAGCGUGGCGCGGGGCAGCUCGGCUCCAUCCUGGGACUUGGUGGAAACGUCCCCUUUAUCUUGCAGGCAGCGGCGACGCGAACGUCUGGUGGAUUGCCUCCCCUUGCACAAGUUUCUGCGAUUGGAGGUGGAGCUUCAGGGCAAUACGCUGAGCAAGGUCGGUGCGGAGCUCUUCCUCAACGCCCUGCGCAACGGCGCCUUUCCCAUUGCCGAGUCCUCGGGCAAGUCUGGUCGUUAUCCCAAAAUGUGGGAUUUGCCUUGGUGGCGGGAGAUCCUUCGCCGCCCCGACGUGCAGUUUGUGGAGUUUCCCAUGUGCGCCUUUGGCUUGGGGCCGCCUGACGGUGAAGGCUACUAUCAUCAUCGCACGCGGCUGGUUUUCCCACGAUGUGAGGCUUUUGCGGCCGCCCUGUCGCGGUGUUGCCCGGGCGUUGGAGCAGCUCAUCGGCACGUUCCUCUGGCUGGCGCUCGACCGGGGGCCGCACAGUCCAGGUGCGCAGAGGCGGGCGUCUACCCCCAGGAGUUUGUGCGCACCGUGGUGUCCACCUUGCACCAGCCGCUGGUCGCGGGGGGUGAGGACAGCAGGCCACAGUGGCCGGUGGCGGAGGAGACGCGAGCGGGCUCCGAUGAGUGUGACGUUGGGCCGUGGGCCCCCCACUGGGCAAGUAGGGCCGGUGGCGAUGUUUCAGGCCGCAGUGGUUGGCUGCACGAGCUCGACGAUGACUACGUCGAGGGCUGCGAGGGCACGAUCGGCUUCGCGGGCGACUUCCCCACGGGUGGCUGGGUGGUGAACGGCGAGGACACGAGGGCGGGCAGUGCCGAACGCUACGAGGCCCCGACCGAAGAGGCGAAGAUCGCGGCCCAGACUUACAUCGAGCUCACUGGAAAAGGGGGCCCCGGGUGUCCCGAGGCCUGGAAGCGGGUCUGUGAUGGAGGUGCACGUCUGGUCCAGGAGGCUGGGUCGGUCAAGCUUGCCGCUGAGAGUCUGUGGGCGGUGCGCGAGGAGAAGGGGCUCAACAACUUGAAAGGCGUCGACGAUUCCCGAUUGGACACCGUCCUGCACCCGGACCUCCUGGAGUACCUUCGCGACGUUCGCAGGCGGGGCUUGGCUGCACGGUUCGUGGGAGAGCGCAAGCGGUGCCAGGCGAAGGUCCACCCAAAUGGGCGGCGGAAUCUGGCUCAAGUGUACCGCCAGAUUUGGAAGGACGUGUGCAAGCUUCGUGUCUUGGUCGUGCCGGCAGGGUUGGAGAUGGGCCCGGUGAUUUCGAGCCCCUUUGAUGCUGUCGACAAGAUGCUGCCGGACCGCUCCAUCGCCCCCGACAAGCGCAUUGUGCACGACCAGAGGGUGAUCAACGAGGGCACUCACAAAGAAUGGCAUCCUCCCUCUGUCCAACCACGGCAUGAGCAGAUCGCGAGGCUAGUGCUGUUUGCGAAAUGCCAGCUGCCGGGCGUCGAGGUCUUGAUGAGCAAGAAGGAUGUGGCGGGGGCCUUUCGGCUGCUGUGGGUCGAUCCCAGGGAUGCCGAGCUGUUUGCGGGUGACCUCCCAUGGGUUCCAGAGGAGAUGGAAGAGGGCGACAGGGCGACCGGGGAGGGCAUGACCAUAGUCUACCUCGUCAGCUCCUUUGGCUUUUCUGGCUCGCCGGGUGAGUGGACAAUGUGGGGCAAAGCUACCGAGGAGUUCCUACGACGUCAUUGCCCCGCGAAACCCCGACGAGACCUGGCCUGGGCGUUCGAGAGCCGCAUCCUCGUCGACGACAACGUGCUGGUUGAGCCCCUGGUGGGCCUGAGGCCUUGGGUGGCGAGUGAAGUGUACGAGCUCGGGGUGAAGACGCUCCUCGGCGAUGCGGCGGUGAAUCGGGAGAAGGACCUCGUGGAAGGCCCGUUUCGGACGUUCCAGACGGUGUGGGGCUUGGACAUGGACACUGCGACGGAGGAGAUCCACCUGCCGGAGAGACGAAUCCUCAAAGGGGCCCACCUUCUUAGCGACGGGGCCUUCGAGUACGGCUGCAAGGAUCUAACGGUGCGUGCGGUGCAGAGGUUCCGUGGUCUGGCGACUGGUUGGACCGUGAUCGUCCGGGGGCUCAAGAACGAGCUCAAGGCGGCCGACCGAUUCUUGGGUGGUGGAGGCGAUGGCGGCGCAAAAGUGUGCCCGAAGCUGGCGGUUCCUGGGGAUGCCGAGGAGUGUGAACAGGCUUGGCGUGACCUUUGGGAGCUGUUCGAGGAGUCGCGAUGGCUGUGUGCAAGACCGGAGACGUGGCCUACGAAGUUCGGAGCCAGCAUGCGCGAGCUCCUUCCGAUCCGUGAGCGUCUCGCUCUCCCAGGCGAGUGGGAUGCUGGGACUGUCUUUGUGUCUUCCGAUGCCACCAAGGUCAUGAUCGCUGCCAUCGACUGGACCAGCGGUUCCGUGAUGAGGAUGAAGGCCAAAGCGGCAGCUGAGUGGGUUCAACGGUGUGGCGAGGAGGACGAGGUCGCCAUCCAUGUCGCCGAGAUGCUGUCGUUCCUGGCUUUUGCGUGCCAGGUCGGGGAGUCGUGGCAGGGCAAGAUCGUUCUCUACGGCGGGGACAACAAGAUCGUGAAGGAAUGGACCGUCGGCAGGAAGGCGGGCACGAGGGUGGGACGUCUUCUCGUGCGCGUGAUCAACCUGCUGGAGAUGCGCUUUCGCUUCGCACUUGUGGCCACGUGGUGGAGGACCUUUCACAAUGUCCACGCCGACCUGCUCACCCGGUGCUCUGAUGAGGAGUUCGACGCGAUCGUGAAGGACAAGGGUUGGAAGGUCGUCGACGUUACGGAUGCCCUCCGGCAGGCGAUGAUCGACUCGGAGCGCUUUGGGCCCUGUUUGCUGGCUUGGGGCGCAGAGGACCGCAGGGUGCUCAUGCAGCUCAAGGAACGAAGGCUGAAGCGGGCGGUGCCACACACGAUCGCACCCAAAUGGAGCGACUUCCGCGCGGUGGAGCUGUGUGGUCCGGACCGGGUCGUCAAGGACUUUGUCGAGGCCGCCAUCGCGGCGGGUGGCCAGGGACGCUCAUCGUCUUGGUCGGGGCCGGUGUUCCCAGCUGAGGUGGUCUUUGCCUCAUUACCGCCCGACCUGCACGCCAAGGUGAUCUUGACGGCCAGCAAGACCGCCAUUGAGGGGAAGGCGCAGCUCGUGAUCUUCGAGGGCCCGCGGCAAGUUUGCGAGUUUCUCACCACGGAGUUUGGCGAGCUUGCUGCGAGGAGGCGGAAAUGCAUGGUGGCGGCUCCACAUGGAUCUGUCCAGGGUCUGUUCGUCGCCAACACGUCGAGGGGGACACUGGCACCGCCGAUGAGUGCUGUGCUGGGAGAUGCGCGUUCGACGUCGGUGAGCCAGUGGAUCUACCCGGACACGAUCCUCGUCGACUCUGGCAUUCCCCGUGAGCCCCUUUUGCCUCUCCUGAAGGGCCACUACUGGGUGAAGGGCGAAAGGCACGUGCUGAUGAGCACGAGCGGGCCGCUGCGUUGGCCGCUGUGUGAGAACGGCAAGAUCCAGCAGUGUGUUGUUUGGGAACCCAGGGGCCCACCUGGUGCAGUGCGGCUUCUGACGGAGGCAGAAGUGUGGCUAUGUCAAGGGAGGCGGCCGACGGCUUGGGAUCAACUUCGCGGCGAAGGACAUGAGCCCGGGUUUCUUUUGAGAGAAGGAAGUAAGGCCACCGGGGGGCAAACCGCAGCGGCACUUGUGCUCAUGGCGGGCUACUCCGUUUCUUCCGACGCUCGAGCCGGAGGAGUAUGGGAUAGCUGGGACGAUGCGAACCUCGCAAAGGUGUUGGAGUGGCUGCGACGGUGGAAGCGUGGACUACUUUCCCGAGCAGCUGGACAAGAAGACGAUCGGCGGGCCGGAGGGUGCGAGCCUCGAGUUCAUGAAGGCGGCCGAGCGGGCGAGAAGGACGGCGACGCGGGCAGCUACAUCAAGAAAGUCACCGUGUGGAGAUGGGGCGAUGUGCUGUGGCUGCCCGCUUCCAGCAGCGAGGACGAGGCAGAGGACGAUCCCAGGCGGGCCGGAGCUCCAAGAGGGGGCACUCGUCGUGGAAAGGCUGAAGCGGCACAUGGGGCCGCGCAGGUGCAUAUCGAACCGGGCCCGGUCAGACCGUUCACCGGUGAAGUCGGGGCUCAUGUCGAGGAGUGGGUCGAGGACAACUUGUGUGGCUACCUCGCUGACAGCACGGCGAAGCAGUACGCGGGCAUCUACAGCAAAUGGAGGGCCUGGAGUGCGAGACAAGGGUGGCCUACGGAGUUCCUCGACAAGUCGGAGCCUGUCGAGGCGAACGAGAACAAGUUGCUCGGAUUCCUCGGGUACCUGGGCUGGCUGGGAAACUCAGUGGCUUCGCUCAAGCAGGCAGUGUUCGCGAUCAAGGACGGGCACAAACGUGGAGGCCAAGGUGAUCCCACUGAGAAGAUGCACCGUCUAUGGAUGCUACUGGGUGCUUUGGACAAAAGAGCACCAAAAAGUCCCAGGCGACUGGGCGUUACGCCGGGGAUGCUCAAAUGGAUUGCUGAGGAAAUGGGCCCCCAUCUGGCGGCUACGGCGGAGGAGCGCUUCGACUCAAUCAUGGUUUUGGCGGCCCUCAACACGGCAUGGUUUUUCAUGCUGCGGGCGAAGGAGUAUUGCGAGUCCAACGGGGUCGACUAUGCCAUGAUCAUGCGAGGCGUCGACCUCAAGAUCGAAUGCGAUGAGAAGGGCGAGGCCUUUGUCACCCUCCAGUUCCGCAAGACGAAGACGGAUCAGGAGGCCUUCGGCACGUGCAAGACGAUGUACGCCUCGGGCCCUGCUACGCUUCCGGGGAUUGCCCCCCAACGCUUCGGGCACGGAGGCGAGGCUCUGAAGCCACUUUUCCGGUGGGCCAAUGGGCAGAUGCUGAAGAGGACACAGGUCCAGUACGUUCUGCAGCAAGCCGCAGCUGGUGUGGGCCUGCCUCCCGGGAGGUUCAUGUCCCAUUCUCUCCGCAUUGGCGGAGCAUCGGCGCUCUUCCAGGCCACGGGCGAGAUCGAGGUGGUGAAGCGAACGGGACGGUGGUCGUCAUCGGCUGUUCAACGCUACCUUCAUGAUGGCGAGACGGCCUUGAAGCAGGCUGCGAGCAAGAUGGCUUCUGUGGAACAGCGAGUUCAUUACACUUGA
Symbiodinium sp. CCMP2592 is the source of this 6825-nucleotide messenger RNA. The record is from the annotation of a GenBank genome assembly. Lineage: Eukaryota; Dinophyceae; Suessiales; Symbiodiniaceae.